AUGUACACGCGCCGGCAAGAAUGUCCUAUUUUGAAAGUACGUACUUCGUUCUUGCGUUCGCUUCUGUCUUUUAACACAUAUAAACACGACGCUCUCUCACUAAACAUUCCUACUAUUUACGGUCACUAUGCCAAUGUGCGUACGAUGAUUACUUUCAUCAUUAACUACACAACUAUCGGACUCGUUCUUGCUCUUGUCGCAAUUAUUUACAUCAAACUGAUUCGUCCACAAAGACAACUUUAUGAUGUCUUUCGAGCUCAAGGAAUUCCUGGUGAACCGUUUAUUCCAUUUGUUGGUCAAUUACUAGACAUGAUUAAGGCGAACAAAGCGGGAAAAGGACUAGAUUACUUCAAUGAACUUGCUCAAAAGCACGGCUAUUGCUACUUGUUUGGCUUCGGUCCGUUAACACGAAUUUUGCUUGCAGAACCUGAAAUCAUAAGCGAUGUUCUAAGUCGUGAGAAUGGUCCGAACUAUCAAAAGCCGGCUGAUCUAACUAAUAUUGUCAAGCCGUUCAUUGGUACGCACAAUCUGUUAGUUAGCGAAGGGCAAGAACAUGAUCGUGCACGUAAAAUGCUUAAUCCUGCCUUCCAUUUUGUCAAUCUACGAUCAAUGGUUUCAAUUAUGUCGGACGAAACGACGAAAGCUAUUGAUUCUCUUCUUUUAGAAUCUUUGUCUAAGAAUCAAGUUGAUCUGGAAAUUCAACUAAGUGGUCUAACUCUCUCCAUUAUCGCGUCGAGUGCUUUUGGUGAGAAUUUGGAAACAGCAUCGCAGGCGAAGCAGAUUAUAUGUCAAACACUUCAAGAAUUAAAGGAAAUAGUCGAGUAUCGAACAUUACGAAUGAUCAGUCAAAUUAGAUUUCUAGCCGAGCUGCCAUUUUGGGGCAAGAAGAUUCUCGAUAGCGGAGGAAAACAAGUUAGCCACUUUGUUGAUCAAGUCAUUGCUAAUCGACGAAAGGGUAAAACAAGCAGUUUGCGUGCAGGCCAAGAUAUUCUUGAUCUUUUACUGUCGGCGGUCGACGAACACGGAGAACCUUUCACCGACGAACAAAUAAAGGAGGAAGCGCUCACUUUUGUACUUGCUGGCCAUGAAACGACGGGAAAUUUAAUCACAUGGGCUGUUUACAUGAUAAUGGUUCACGAUGAAGCGUUUCAAGCAUGUCGUGAAGAAGUUGAUCGCAUCCUGCCUAAUGGAACAACGCCUACUUUUGAACACAUGGGUGAACUUCAUGUGAUUGAAGCUGUUCUGUAUGAAACUCUUCGUCUGUAUCCACCAGCUCCCUUCUUCGUUCGUCGAUGUGUGAAAGGGCACACGAUCGGUACGAAUAGUAAUAAACUUGGCAUUCACGUCCCGGUGGAUUCCAUGAUUGUCAUUCACAAUUAUGUGUUGCAUCGACGCGAAGAUUACUGGCCAAAUGCAUACAAAUUCGAUUAUACGCGAUGGCUACGCAAUCCAGCCACCGGAUUAAAACCCAAAAUGUCACACCCAUAUGCCUAUCUUCCUUUUGCUGCAGGUCCACGAAACUGUAUUGGUCAGAACUUUGCCAUACUUGAAGCUAAAGUCAUGCUUGCGAUGCUUGUGCAACGUUGCAAUUUUGAACUCAUACCAGGACAACAGGUUGUACCUGAAAUGAAAGGUGUAACCAUAAAAGCUAAAAAUGGAAUCUUUGCACGUGUGACAAAGCGAGAUUAG
This is a messenger RNA of Adineta ricciae, 1689 nucleotides long. The record is from the annotation of a GenBank genome assembly. Lineage: Eukaryota; Metazoa; Rotifera; Eurotatoria; Adinetida; Adinetidae.